Messenger RNA from Coregonus clupeaformis (lake whitefish), 1496 nucleotides. RefSeq names its product alpha-2,8-sialyltransferase 8B-like. Gene Ontology annotation, molecular function: alpha-N-acetylneuraminate alpha-2,8-sialyltransferase activity. The coding region runs from base 278 to 1414 and encodes 378 amino acids. Gene Ontology annotation, biological process: oligosaccharide metabolic process; N-glycan processing. The record is from RefSeq and is a predicted model, not a curated record. The transcript is spliced from 6 exons. NCBI's taxonomy places the organism in Eukaryota, Metazoa, Chordata, Actinopteri, Salmoniformes, Salmonidae.
CUUUCAAAGUUUGACUGGGGAAUUGAGGUGAGAAUGAAAGCAGUGCUGCUGCGGUUGCGAAAAAGGGAGAGAAAAAAAGACGUUAUAAAAAUAUAUCAACCUGGGAUUUGUUCCGAGACAAAUGGUCUUCGUUCAAGAUUAACGUUGAAGAAUAUUGGUUGACGUAAUUUAGUUUAAUUGAGUAAAAUCUAUAAAUUUCAGAGAUUAAAAGGAUAAUGUAUUCAAUCGAUUUAGAUUUUUGAGCGUCGCUUGGAUUAGUUCUGCAGCCUUCUCAGUCAUGCAGUUAGAAUUCCGAACGGUGAUGUUUGGAAUUGUAACACUGCUGGUCAUAUUUCUGAUCAUUGCUGAUAUUACUGAAAUCGAGGAAGAAAUUGCGAAUAUUGGAGGUUCCAGAACAUUGUACUUGCACAGCCUCAUCCCCAAGCCCAACAGAAAUGUAGCAGUGAAAGCCAAUCCUACACCUUUAAUCAGUGAAGGGGAGGACAAGAGCCCUGCUUCUCCUUCAGGUUUGAAUAAUACCACCAGGCUCUCUUCAGAUAACUGGACCUUCAACAGAACCCUCUCCAGCCUCAUCAGGAAGAACAUCCUGAGGUUCUUUGACCCAGAGAGGGACAUCUCUAUUCUGAAAGGCACAUUGAAACCUGGAGAUGUCAUCCACUACAUCUUUGACCGUCAGAGCACUACCAACAUCUCAGAGAACCUGUACCGGUUGCUACCCACUGCGUCCCCCAUGAAGAACCAGCACCACAGACGCUGUGCCAUCGUAGGGAACUCUGGGAUCCUACUCAACAGCAGCUGUGGGCCAGAGAUAGACUCCCAUGACUUUGUUAUCAGAUGUAACCUGGCGCCAGUGGAGGAGUAUGCUGGGGAUGUGGGGCGGCGCACCAACCUGGUGACCAUGAACCCGUCGGUGGUUCAGCGGGCCUUCCAUGACCUGGCCAGUGAGCAGUGGAGGGAGCGCUUCCUGCAGCGGCUCCGGGGCCUCAGCGGCAGCGUACUGUGGAUCCCAGCCUUCAUGGCCAAGGGAGGAGAGGAGAGGGUGGAGUGGGCCAUCCGUCUCAUCCUGCUGCACACGGUGGAUGUGCACACCGCCUUCCCCUCACUGCGCCUUCUCCAUGCUGUCAGAGGGUAUUGGCUGACUAACAACGUCCAGAUCAAGAGACCCACCACUGGUCUGCUGAUGUACACCAUGGCCACCCGCUUCUGUGAGGAGAUCCACCUGUACGGCUUCUGGCCUUUCCCUCGGGAUUCACAGGGGAUACCAGUCAAGUACCAUUACUAUGACACUCUGACCUACGAGUACACAUCCCAUGCCAGUCCACAUACUAUGCCACUGGAGUUCAGGACACUGAGUUCACUCCACAGACAGGGGGCGCUGCGGCUCAACACUGGCUCUUGUGAUGCAGGAAUGUAAUCUAAAAAAGCAGCAAGGAAUAUACACUGAGUAUACCAAACAUUAGGAACACCUUCCUAAUAUUGAGUUGCACCCAACCCCC